Molecule: messenger RNA, 329 nt
Organism: Ostreobium quekettii
Lineage: Eukaryota; Viridiplantae; Chlorophyta; Ulvophyceae; Bryopsidales; Ostreobiaceae
Source: the annotation of a GenBank genome assembly
AUGAGGACGAUGUAUGACGCCUUUGAGGACUUCAAAGGGAGACGACUGGCUGUUCUUCGCGCGUUGACGACUGACUUUGACAAGUUCUACCAGCUUUGCGACCCAAACCACGACAAUCUGUGUUUGUAUGGCUACCCAAAUGGCAAAUGGAAAGUGUGUCCUCCAUCGGAAGAAGUGCCAACAGAGCUGCCGGAGCCGACCCUUGGAAUAAACUAUGCGAGGGAUGGAAUGCAGAGAGAAGAUUGGCUGUCUCUGGUGUCCAUAUACUCUGACGCAUGGCUGAUGUCGCUUGCCUUUUUCACUGGAUCUCGCCUUGAGAAGCCGCAGAG